ACGAAUGUGAGCCGUGUUUGAUCCGGAAUAAAACUCCAGAUUCUGGUUUGAACAAAGACUCGAGCCUCUGGCUUUUAAAUCGAAACCACUUUGUGCCCUUGAAGAGAGAAAAGCUGGUUCAAUCAGAAACCAGAAAUCGCUGCUUUUAGAGCUGCUUCUUUGCCGAAUGCUGCAGAUGAAGGAGAAGAAGAACAGUUCCUCUGCUCUUUCUCUCUUUGGAGGCUGAAACUGCAGCAGAUGGACUCUCUCCAAAGCUGAAAGUUUGCGUGACCCGGCAGAGAGAAAGAACAGCUGGAUGGCAGCCUGAGGUUUCAGUGGAUUUGAUGUGGCAGACAUGAAGAACCAGUACCAGUAUGGACGAAGUCAUCUGGAGAGACUGGUUUGCGUGGCUCUGUCCACUCUGGUGUUGGUUCUGCUGGGACUUCUGGGAUCCGUCACAGGCUGUCCUGGUGUCUGCACCUGCUAUGGCAAUACCACUGACUGCACUGCUGUUGGACUCCUCUCUCUGACGCCUAUCCUCGGGCUGGUUGCCCAGGACUCUCUGGCACUCCACCUACCCCAGAACAAUCUCACCUUCCUGGGCAAAGCUGAGCUGUCCAACCUCAGCAGCCUGGAGGUACUGGAUCUUUCCCAGAACCACUUUUCAACCUUGCAGCCUGGAGCUUUCCUAGGCCUGAACAGCCUGCGCCGCUUAAACCUGUCCACCAACUACCUCAGUAAACUCAACAGCAGCACAGUGACAGUCGAGGCCUUCAGUGGAAGUCAGGGGAGUAUUGGAUUGAGCAAGGAGGUUUUCAAGGGGCUAUGGCAGCUGCAGGAACUUGAUCUGUCCUCCAACGGCCUUCUGUGGCUGCCCAAGGGCCUGCUGGAUGGGCUUCAGAGACUCACCUGGUUGUCUCUGGCCAGCAACUGGCUUGUGACCCUGGACAGAGUCACAUUUGAACCCCUGGUGGGGCUACAGCACCUCCUGCUGGUGGGAAACCCUUGGAAAUGCGAUUGCAAGCUGAGAGACUUCAAGCACUGGAUGGAGUGGUUGAUUUACAGGGACGGGCAGGUAGAUGUGAUGCAGUGCAGCCUCCCAGAGGAUUUGAAGGGCAGGGACAUCCGCAGCGUGCCAGCAGAGAUGUUCAGCUACUGCCUCCAGACUUCAACCAAGGAAGGUGCCACCCGGCCUCCUUGCCCGCCCGGCCGGGUCGGAGGUGCCGAUGAUUGCAUCCGUCAGCGCUACAGACCCGUGAGCGUCCGCCGGGCACAGGGCACACAGGUAGUUGCGGCCGUUGUGUGCGGCACAGUGUGCGUCAUGAUGGUGGUGGCAGCAACUUAUGGGUGCGUCUACGCCUCGCUGGUAGCCCGCUACCAGAAAGAGAUGAAGAGCCGCGGGCAGCCCCUGAUGGCUGAGUCUGGAGCUGACACAGACCUGGAGGACGGGCAGACGUCAUCCCCGACCUCACUGGAGGAGACGCCGCCCAAAGAGGCCUGCAGCUUCGUGCACAGUUAUAGAAUCAGCAGUUUCUAA
Molecule: messenger RNA, 1516 nt
Organism: Oreochromis aureus
Lineage: Eukaryota; Metazoa; Chordata; Actinopteri; Cichliformes; Cichlidae
Product: leucine-rich repeat and transmembrane domain-containing protein 2-like
Exons: 4
Coding region: 335-1516 (393 amino acids)
Cellular component (GO): plasma membrane
Molecular function (GO): protein binding
Source: RefSeq, a predicted model, not a curated record